Messenger RNA from Caenorhabditis remanei, 417 nucleotides. RefSeq lists its product as uncharacterized. Gene Ontology annotation, cellular component: actin cytoskeleton; Arp2/3 protein complex. The transcript has 5 exons. Gene Ontology annotation, molecular function: actin filament binding; structural constituent of cytoskeleton. Gene Ontology annotation, biological process: actin filament polymerization; Arp2/3 complex-mediated actin nucleation. Bases 1 to 417 code for a protein of 138 amino acids. The record is from RefSeq and is a predicted model, not a curated record. NCBI's taxonomy places the organism in Eukaryota, Metazoa, Nematoda, Chromadorea, Rhabditida, Rhabditidae.
AUGAUCAUCUUGGAGCAGAACAACAGAAUCAUCAUCGAGCUUCUCGAGCAGAAGUUCGCAAAUGCGAAAGAAGGUGCGAAACCAGAAUCAGUCAACGUCACAUUCGCCGAUUUCGACGGUGUUCUGUAUAAAAUGUCGAAUCCGGAUGGUGUGAAGACAAGAAUCAUUUUACUUCGAAAAAUCUACGGCGGACACAUGCGCGCGACACCCGAAUCUGGAUUCAAUGUUACGCUGGAAUACGAUUUGAGUGCUCUGCCUGACAAUACGUCAGAAUUGGAGGCUGGACAAGAAGGACACAAAAGGGCUGUGAUAAACUAUCGAGAGGAUGAGACAAUGUAUAUUGAAGCGAAGGCGGAUCGUGUCACCGUUAUCUUCAGUACAGUUUUCAAAGACGCCAAAUUUUCAAAAACGUUGUGA